This is a messenger RNA of Cetraspora pellucida, 261 nucleotides long. The record is from the annotation of a GenBank genome assembly. Lineage: Eukaryota; Fungi; Glomeromycota; Glomeromycetes; Diversisporales; Gigasporaceae.
AUGGUCGGAGUUGUCGGAAAAUAUGGUACUCGUUAUGGUGCUUCAUUGAGAAAGCAAAUUAAAAAGAUGGAGAUUACUCAACAUUCAAAAUAUACAUGCGCUUUUUGUGGCAAAGAAACAGUUAAAAGGAAAGCCGUAGGCAUUUGGAAAUGUCGGGCAUGUAAUAAAGUUGUGGCAGGCGGUGCAUGGACUGUCUCAACUACUACUGCCGCUACUGUUCGUUCUACAGUCCGUCGUCUCCGCGAAAUAAUGGAAUCUUAA